This is a messenger RNA of Dermatophagoides farinae (American house dust mite), 2082 nucleotides long. Lineage: Eukaryota; Metazoa; Arthropoda; Arachnida; Sarcoptiformes; Pyroglyphidae. The record is from RefSeq and is a predicted model, not a curated record.
UUUAACUUAUUCAUCAUCAUCAUCAUCAUCAUCAUUGUCAUUUGCCCAGAGAGAAAAAAAACCAGCAAAACAGGAAUACCUAACUAAUUGCAACUAGCCAAGCCAGAAAGAUAAAAAAAAUGAAACAACAGGAAACAUCAAAAAUGAUCGUUAUGAUGAUGAUAUUCAAAAUAAUAUUGAUGCUCAUUUUCAAUGUGGCCUUAUUAUCCGUUAUUAAUUGUUCGGAAGAUGAAGAACGCCUUGUUCGUGAUCUAUUUCGCGAUUAUAACAAACUUAUUCGUCCUGUCAAACUUAUCAAUGAUAGUGUCAAAGUGAAUGUCAAAUUACAAUUUGUACAAUUGAUCAAUAUUAAUGAAAAAAGUCAAAUAAUGACAUCAAAUGUAUGGAUUAAUCUGCGAUGGCCCGAUUAUCAACUCACAUGGGAUCCAGCAGAUUAUGGUGGUAUCACUGUAUUACAGCUUCCUCCGGAUAAAGUUUGGAAACCGGAUGUCGUACUAUUCAAUAAUGCCGACGGUAAUUACGAAGUUCGUUUCAAAUCAAAUACCCUUCUAUCAUAUAAUGGUGAAUUAUUGUGGUUACCUCCGGCCAUCUAUCAAAGCUCAUGCCAGAUUGAUGUUACAUAUUUUCCAUUUGAUCAACAACGUUGUGUUAUGAAAUUCGGUUCAUGGACAUUCAAUGGUGAUCAAGUGUACUUAGGUCUUAUUAAUGAUCGUUAUAGUGUCGAUCUAUCUGAUUAUUGGAAAAGUGGUACAUGGGAUAUUGUCGAUGUGCCUGCAUAUAUUAAUGUUUAUAAUAAUUCUAAAUAUGGUAAACCAACCGAAACGGAUAUAUCAUUCUAUAUAACAUUAAGACGUAAAACAUUAUUCUACACUGUCAAUCUAAUAUUGCCUACAGUAUUAAUAUCAUUUCUAUCCAUAUUGGUUUUCUAUUUACCAUCUGAAGCCGGUGAAAAAGUAACGCUCGGUAUUUCAAUUUUAUUGGCAUUGGUUGUGUUCUUGUUACUUAUAUCAAAAAUAUUACCUCCAACAUCAUUAGCGCUUCCAUUAAUUGCCAAAUAUUUAUUAUUUGCAUUCAUUAUGAAUUGUAUAUCAAUACUAGCCACUGUAAUUGUUAUUAAUUGGAAUUUUCGUGGUCCACGUACACAUAAAAUGCCUAAUUGGGUACGCACUGUAUUUCUUACAUAUUUACCUGCAUUAUUAUUUAUGAAACGUCCAAAAAAGACACGUUUGAGAUGGAUGAUGGAUAUGCCAAAUAUACAUCAUCAUUAUCAUCAUUAUCAUCAACAUCAUAUCAACAACAACAACAGCAGCAGCAGCAAGCAACAACAACAUCAUCCAUCACAAUAUCAUUUUCAUCAUCAUCAUUCUCAUCAUCAUAAUCAAAUGGGUGGCCAAACGGCCGAUACUAUUAUACCAUCAUGCCUUACUGGAUCGGGUACUGGACCACCAGACGAAAUGGUCAGUGGAAAUGUAUCACCAACGACAGCUCAACCACAACCAAUAACCACAACAACGUCCACAGCUCAACGACAUCAUCAUCAUCCGAAUUGUACGAUUGUUACUGCACAGCAGCAUCAAUCAAAUUUUCAUCCACCAUUACAGCCCCAUCAUUCUUCACAUCAUCAUCCACAUCAACCACAACCACCACCACCGCCACCAUCAUCAUCAUCAAUUGAUCAUGAUAUGAUGGCAAUAAGAGAUAAUGAUAGUCUUGAUUUAUAUUUUAUGUCACCCGAUGCAUAUCGUGCUGCCGAAGCCAUUGAAUUCAUUGCCGAACAUUUACGUAAUGAAGAUCAAUAUAUUCAAAUACGUGAAGAUUGGAAAUAUGUAGCCAUGGUUAUAGAUCGUUUACAAUUGUAUCUAUUUUUCGGUAUCACAUCAUUCGGUACCAUCGCCAUAUUGUUGGAUGCACCGCAUAUCUUUCAGCCAAUCGAUCAAGAUAAAGUUAUCCAAAUGAAUCGUCAUGAAUCAUCAUGAAUACAAUAUAUAAAUAUAUGCCGAUAUGCAGAUAUGUGGGCGUUAUGUGUUUUUUUUUUUUUUCCACUAUUCUACAGUUAUCAUUUAUAUUAUGUGAAAAUGAAAU